Anastrepha obliqua is the source of this 2130-nucleotide messenger RNA. RefSeq names its product homeotic protein antennapedia (gene Antp). The transcript has 6 exons. NCBI's taxonomy places the organism in Eukaryota, Metazoa, Arthropoda, Insecta, Diptera, Tephritidae. Gene Ontology annotation, cellular component: nucleus. Gene Ontology annotation, molecular function: RNA polymerase II cis-regulatory region sequence-specific DNA binding; DNA-binding transcription factor activity, RNA polymerase II-specific. The coding region runs from base 646 to 1755 and encodes 369 amino acids. Gene Ontology annotation, biological process: anterior/posterior pattern specification; negative regulation of transcription by RNA polymerase II. The record is from RefSeq and is a predicted model, not a curated record.
UGACCGGAAAGGAAACAUUUCGGAACUACAUAAGAGUUUCACUUCAAAUCGAAUCAAAACUUUUUAUUAGUACGAGUAGCAGUUAAAGCUAAAUUUUAAGUAACAGGAUCAGCCGAUAUUCAAUACCAAAUUACAAAUUACUAAAUUUGCAAAAUUAUUUUUGGAGGUUUUGUUUACUGACUCACAAAAAGGAAAACUGCAAAUUCGUAAGGAUAAUUAUUGGUGGCGAUAGAACAACUCAACUCAAAAAAAGUAAAAAAAAACUCGAAAAGCAGAAUCGCAAAUCAUUUUUAUACCUCAAACACUUUAACCUAAGGACAAAUUGUAUAUUGUACUUAAGUGUUCAGAUUUAAGUUAGCAUCUACGACACUGCGUUAGUUUAUUGUUGCGCAUAGGUAACUGUAAAAGCUUAAGAAGUUGUAUAGCUGAAAACCAAGUAGCUCCAAGCAUCUAUACAGCCAACACAAUCCCAAAUCCGUGCUGCUUAAUUCGUACAUCCCCAAGGCUUCAUCAAGGCGCUUCCGAAAAUUCACUAUUCAAUAGCAAGCAAUCAAGCCUGCGAAGCACCACUCGCAACCAUAGUUACCCUCAGUUACCAUAAACUCCGCCGCCACGUUUACUACAGACACAAUAGAACCCUUCAAUAUGACAAUGAGUACAAAUAAUUGUGAAAGUAUGGCGUCAUACUUUUCCAAUUCCUAUAUGGGGCCCGAAAUGCACCAUGGUCACUAUCCGGGCAAUGGUGUCACCGAUCUCGAUGCACAACAAAUGCAUCACUACAGUCAGCAUCCAAAUAAUCAAGGCAAUAUGCCUUAUCCGCGUUUCCCGCCCUACGAUCGCAUGCCCUACUACAAUGGCCAAAGUAUGGAUCACCAAGGUUAUUCGCGGCCCGAUAGUCCCUCCAGUCAGGUGGGUAUGCCACAACAGCCCCAAGUGAAUGGUAGCCCACUGCUUCAGCAACAACAGCAACCCCAGCAGCAAGUGACGCAGCAACAGGCGCAGCAGGUGACGCAACAGCCACAGUCGGCGCCUCAGCAUCAACAGCAUCCGCAAGUGACGCAACAGGUGACACAUCCAGCCCAACAGCAACAGCCUGUUGUCUAUGCCAGCUGUAAAUUGCAAGCAGCCGUGGGUGGACUUGGUAUGGUGCACGAAGGCGGCUCACCACCCUUAGUCGAUCAAAUGGGUGGACAUCACAUGAACGCGCAAAUGACACUGCCGCAUCAUAUGGGACACCCUCAAGCACAGUUGGGUUACAACGAUGUCGGAGUUCCAGAUGUUAAUGAGGUUCAUCAAAACCACCAUCAGAUGAGUAUGUACGGUCAACAACAGACCGGCGUUCCAACCGUUGGCGGUCCACCCCAAUCGAUGAUGCAUCAAGCGCAAGGACCACCUCAAAUGCAUCAGGGACAUCCCGGACAACAUACACCACCAUCGCAAAAUCCAAAUUCGCAGUCAUCAGGGAUGCCAUCACCUUUGUAUCCCUGGAUGCGCAGUCAAUUUGAACGCAAACGUGGCCGCCAGACAUACACCCGUUACCAAACGUUGGAGCUGGAGAAAGAGUUUCAUUUCAAUCGCUAUUUGACUCGACGACGACGCAUUGAGAUUGCCCAUGCGCUGUGUCUCACGGAGCGACAGAUAAAGAUCUGGUUUCAGAAUCGACGAAUGAAGUGGAAAAAGGAGAAUAAAACGAAGGGCGAACCAGGCUCGGGUGGUGAGGGUGAUGAGAUCACACCGCCAAAUAGUCCGCAAUAAGGCGUUUAUUAAGAGGGAAACUGACGAGUCGCGCUUUAUCCACUUCCAUAAGGGGACGUGAAAAACUGCACUAACAACUUUAAGUAGGGUCUCAGUCCUUCAUGUGGCGAAGUGGCAUCCAAAGGAAAAUUAUCAUAUUCAGAUUAAUGAAUGUAUGAAUGAUUGCAGGAUGCCGGAUAGAUCUUUUCAACGAAAAUAGAGCGUGUCCCGGGCUAGGGAUGGACGUGUAAUAUUAAUCGUUUAUUCUGUUGGACAAUUACGUUCAUGCUACCCACAUACAAGUAUAACAUUUUAAAAGUAUAGUUUUGUAGUCUAAAGUUUCAAAAGUUUUAAUUCAAACCUCAAAUAAUUUAUUAAACAUCAAACAAAACUUUA